AUGCCGACGGGCAACACGCUCAUUUAUCUGAUACGUAAAGACCUACGUGUGUCUGACAACCCAAUCUUCCAUCAUCUUGCGACCUCGACUGAUCACGGCUUCACUCACUUGCUUCCUGUCUUUGUGUUCCCACCUCAUCAGAUAGAGGUAUCGGGAUUCAUCAAAGAUGGCAGCAAAAGCCCCUUUCCGGAGGCGAGAAGCCAGGUCGGAAAGUAUUGGAGAUGUGGACCGCAUCGAGCAAAGUUCAUCGGCGAAUCGGUGUGGAACCUGAAGACCUCUCUGGAGUAUCUUGAGAGCGGUCUUCUUCUACGCGUGGGCCUUCUGGGCAAUGUGGUUCAGAAUUUGAUUGAUGGACUACAUCAAAAGCAGCUGAAAGUCGGCGCGGUUUGGGCAACAGGGCUUGAAGGUACUGAGGAGAAAGGAGACGAGGAGGCAGUCUCAACAAUCUGUGAGAAGGAGGGAGUCGACUUCAAAUUAUGGGUUGACGAGAAGUAUUUCAUCGACGACCGAGACUUGGCCAUCGAAAACUCUGGUGUUCUUCCUGAUGUUUUCACGGAGUACCGUAAGAAGAGCGAACCAUUGCGUGAAAAACCGCGCGCGACUCUUCCAAAGCCAGAGAAGGCAUCUUUGCCGCCCAUGAUCCCAGAAUCUGAGCUCCCUGCGCAAGAGGCGCCAUUUGAGAUACCCACAACAUACGAUGCUUUCGAAAAGGCAAUCGUUGAUCCCGUCAAGAACUUCGUACCUAAUCCACCUCCCUUCCCGGAAAACACUGCGUCAGUUCAUCCUUUUAAAGGAGGUGAGGAUUCCUCCCAUGAACGGCUGGCACAUUUGCUGAAGUCGGAGGUCAUGGUCAACUAUAAGGACACUCGCAAUGGCCUUUUGGGUAGAGAUUUCAGUACGAAACUUUCUGCAUUUCUUGCCCAAGGAUGCAUCACAGCCCGGCAAAUCCACGAAGAGAUGGCCAAAUACGAGGACGGAAAAGACUCGGCUUAUGAGAAUGUGAAGGGCUACGGCGAAGGCGAGAAUGAUGGCACCAAAGCCGUGCGCUUUGAGCUAUUAUGGCGCGAUUUUAUGCGCUUGUGGACGCAGAAAGUCAAGUCGCGUCUAUUCCGUCUCGAAGGUUACCGAAGACAAGAGCACUACAAAGAUGGAGAACAGAAGCCGAAGUGGAAAACUGCAGAUGAGAAACAAGCCCUUCCCGCACAAGAGCCAGGACCGGCAGAGGUGACUAAAAUCCUCGAGAGGUUCAAUGCUGGCACAACGGGUAUGGGUUUUAUCGAUGCUUCACAACGGGAACUUAUUCACAGUGGUUAUACGUCUAACCGAGCACGCCAAAACGUGGCAAGUUUUCUUGCAAAACAUCUUGGAAUUGACUGGCGCUAUGGUGCUGAGUGGUACGAGAUGCUGCUAGUGGACUAUGACGUCUCUUCGAAUUGGGCAAACUGGCAGUAUGUUGCUGGGGUUGGAAAUGACCCACGCGGUCCGGAUCGAAUCUUCAAUCCGGUAAAACAAGCGUUCGACUAUGACAAAGAAGGUCUUUACGUCAAAGCUUGGGUACCGGAGGGGUUCGGAUACACUGGUUACGGCUGA
Phaeoacremonium minimum UCRPA7 is the source of this 1590-nucleotide messenger RNA. RefSeq names its product putative cryptochrome dash protein. NCBI's taxonomy places the organism in Eukaryota, Fungi, Ascomycota, Sordariomycetes, Togniniales, Togniniaceae. The record is from RefSeq and is a predicted model, not a curated record. Bases 1 to 1590 code for a protein of 529 amino acids. The transcript has 3 exons. Gene Ontology annotation, molecular function: deoxyribodipyrimidine photo-lyase activity; damaged DNA binding; FAD binding. Gene Ontology annotation, biological process: photoreactive repair.